UCUUACCAGCAAUUUAUAUUUACCUCAUCAAGACUCUCUGCUCCCCACUUACCCGUUUUUGUUUUGCCCAACUAUACAAAGAAGAGUGUGUUCUAUCUAUGAAAUGGCUGAAGCCCUGCUUCUAUUAUUAAAUAAACAAUGUGCCAAAUUACUUUUUUUCAAGCAAUCUCAAUAGCAUCAGCUAGUGAUAGCAACCCGAAUACUCCAGAGAGAAUAGGACCAAAACCCACAAUGAGUCCCGUGGGCUAUGACAGCAAAGAGAAAAGAGGAGAACAUCAAAGUGCCCUGCCCCCCGCGGGGCCCUUUUGUGCUGUUCCUGCAAACGCAGCAGACCUCCUGCUAUAUAGACCCUGCGCGCCCAGCCAUACACACCCAACAGCACCAUCCCAUCCGAACCGACUCCACCAGCCAUGGGGAAGAUCACCUUCUAUGAGGACCGCGGCUUCCAGGGCCGCCACUAUGAGUGCAGCAGCGACCACUCCAACCUGCAGCCCUACUUCAGCCGCUGCAACUCUGUGCGCGUGGACAGUGGCUGCUGGAUGCUCUAUGAGCAGCCCAACUUCACAGGCUGCCAGUACUUCCUGAGGCGUGGGGACUACCCUGACUACCAGCAGUGGAUGGGCCUCAGUGACUCUGUCCGUUCCUGCCGCCUCAUCCCCCACGCCGGCUCUCACAGGAUCAGACUAUAUGAGAGGGAAGACUACAGAGGCCAGAUGGUAGAGUUCACCGAGGACUGCCCCUCUCUCCAGGACCGCUUCCACUUCAGCGAGAUCUACUCCCUCAAUGUGCUGGAGGGCUGCUGGGUCCUCUACGAGAUGCCCAACUACCGGGGGCGGCAGUACCUGUUGAGGCCCGGGGAGUACCGGCGCUACCACGACUGGGGCGCCAUGAAUGCCAGGGUGGGCUCUCUGAGGAGAGUCAUGGAUUUCUAUUGAGAUUUCUUACUCUACCCUUUCUCCAUCUGGAAGUUAAUAAAAUAUUUUCUGUGUGUUCCUGGCA
Molecule: messenger RNA, 999 nt
Organism: Phodopus roborovskii (desert hamster)
Lineage: Eukaryota; Metazoa; Chordata; Mammalia; Rodentia; Cricetidae
Product: gamma-crystallin D
Exons: 3
Coding region: 411-935 (174 amino acids)
Biological process (GO): visual perception; lens development in camera-type eye
Molecular function (GO): structural constituent of eye lens
Source: RefSeq, a predicted model, not a curated record